Messenger RNA from Lithohypha guttulata, 1185 nucleotides. RefSeq lists its product as uncharacterized. The transcript has a single exon. NCBI's taxonomy places the organism in Eukaryota, Fungi, Ascomycota, Eurotiomycetes, Chaetothyriales, Trichomeriaceae. The record is from RefSeq and is a predicted model, not a curated record. Bases 1 to 1185 code for a protein of 394 amino acids.
AUGUUUGCAUCAGUCGAAUUUCAACAAAGAAACGUCAAGACGGCGCACGAUCUCAUGAAAAAAUGUUCUGCGAUCCUGAAACGAAACUUUAUGUCAGUUCGUGAACUGCCAAAUUCAGCUGUCGUGAAGGUGAUACAUGAAGUGGUCACACCGUUUGUAUUGAGGAAAGCUAUCGUCAUAGCUACACUAGGAGACAACCUAGCACUACAGUCCCUUACUACUGGCAAACUAGGCAAUACAAAACUCCCUGCGACAUUGGCUAACUUUCCUGCAUUUGACGAGGCGAGAGCUCGGUUCUAUACCCUAGUAUACGACUCAUAUGAAGUGGUUAGACUUGCAGAUUUUGGAGACAACCUCAAGGACGACGAUCCAGGAAAAUUGAUCGUCUUGUUCCAGCGCCAAUUAUUACUUGACGAACUGAAACAAUGGAGAGCAUCCUUCACUGCUAUGAGCAGUCUGAUCUCCGACACAGAAAUCGACUGGAUGGCUUCAUACCUCCUGCUGUACUGGUCGGUCUGCUACAUAUCCCUGACGGCCUGUGUCAGCCCUCGACAGACUAUCUUCGACGACCACAUAGAUCACUUCAUCGACAUCAUCAACCACGCUAUAAUCGUCCUCGGAAACAGCGCUCUAUACGAGCCAAUCCACACUCUGUCCAGCGAAGAGCCCGGCGUCAUCCCAGCCCUGUACUUCUGCGCAACCAAGUGUCGACACCCAAUACUAAGACGACAAGCACUACAUCUAAUACGUCAGACUCCACGACUAGAAGACCUCUGGGCAUUUGUUGCAGUAGAUCGUGUGGUUGCACGAGUCAUCGCUCUCGAAGAGGGCGAAUAUCCGUUUACUUCGUCCCAGUCAGUCUCCCAGCAUAUUCGCUUCCCUCCAGAAGAACGUCGCUUCGCAUACGUAAGCAUCGCAGGUUGUCAGGGAUAUGAGAGCAAGCACCGCCAGGCACUUGAAUUGAGCAGGUUUAUCUUUGCGGCAGGUGGUUCGAAGAGUUUGGUUACGGAGCACUUCUGGCUGGAGGAUGAGGAGGAUGUGUGGGGUGAUACUCAAUGUCAAGAUCUGGGUGUGGUGGCACGAGACAGGGAGUUGUACCUUGGUGUACGACCUUGCCUUACAGCACAGGGUGAGCAUAUGGAAGAUUUGUGGAAGUAUUUGGGCAUGGCUUUCACUAAAAGAUGA